GCAGGCAGAGUCCUCCUGUCCUGCUCUCACCCUUGUCUCUUACCGAGAGAGCAGAGGCAAGGGGCUGUCAUUGGGGAAUCUAUGCGUCUGCUUUUGUGACAGUCACACUUAAGCCUUUAAGUGCUCCGGUUGUGUUGUGUUGGUCAGACUAUUGGAGAAGACAUGCGUCUAGUAUAAUGGAGAUAAAGGAUUCCGGCAGCGUGGUUCUGACAGGAUACCAUUCUUACACUCCGGCCAGAUCACCAAUAGUGGAGCAGAGCUUUAUGCCAGAGAUGCCAUCCAACCAGUCUCCUAUCAUCAGAAAAUCACAGUGCCAACGAAUAAACAGAAUGAUGUCCAAUGAAUCCUUACACCCACCUUUGCUCAGCCGAUCCAUCUCCGAGGUCUCUACAGACAGCUCAUCAAUGGAAGACUUCUGGUGCGAAGUUAAAAGUAUCAAAGAGAGUACUGAAAAUGGACAGGAUGAUAGCUUAGUAAUGGAGCUGAAACCUUCUGAUGAUGGCGAACUGGAAGCAGAAUGGUUACAGGAAGUCGGCUUGUCUACACUUAUCUCUGGCACUCAGGAACACGAUGGGCAGGCACUUCUGUCUACAUUAACACGGACUCAAGCAGCUGCAGUACAAAAAAGAUAUAACACCUAUUCACAAACCUUAAGAAAAAAGAACAAACAUGCAGUGAGGGAUGUGCGAGAUAUCUUUGGGAUUAAUGAUUCCUCUCCCACAUUUGAUCCUGUUCCAGGACUGCCUAUUUCAGCCAAUGGGGUUCAACUCCCGAUCAAAAAAUCUUUUUGGAAACAUGUUAACUUAUCAUUCUCAGAAUCUAUUGUGGAUGAUGAUAAACAAAAGGAAUGCAAAAUCAUCGAAUCAAAAGGAGAAUUCUGCUUUGCCAAGACAGAAUACCAAAAAGCUGAGCAUGCACCUCUAGAAGCCCUGGUAUGUGUAUGUGAGCCCGAGUUUGAACGGGUACAAACCACAUCUCAGGGAAAGACUGCAGUGGGGCCUAUAAGUGUCAUUUCUAAACAGGAGAAGAUUGGGGAUUUAGGCCCACCUCCAGAACUAACCAAUACUAAGGAGUGCUAUGGACCUGACUCUGUUACCGUAGCACAGGGAAACUCUCUAGCAGCAUGUGAGCCAAAAUUUAUUGUCUGGAAAAGUCGAUUUGGCUUAACUGAAGUAGGAGAUUUGUCUCUUGAAGACAUGAAAAAAAUCCGGUAUCUCUCUCUGAUAGAAUUAACGGCUUUCUAUGAUGCUUUAGGGAUUGAACUUAAAAGAAAUAGAACUGUACGAGUGAAAGUAAAAGAAAAUGGAUUGUUUGGAGUUCCCCUGACCACGUUGCUAGAAAAUGAUCAAAAAAUCCCAGGAACAAAAGUUCCUUUAAUUUUUCAGAAACUGUUAGAGAGGCUUGAGGAGACAGGAUUAGAAACAGAAGGCAUUCUACGGGUACCUGGAUCUGCCUCUAGAGUGAAGAGCCUGCGUGAGGAACUUGAUACAAAAUUUCAGGACAACACAUUUGACUGGGAAAAAGUUCGUAAUAAUGAUGCAGCGGGCCUGCUAAAGAUGUUCAUAAGAGAGUUACCCACACCUCUGUUUACAGUGGAGUAUCUACCUGCAUUUAUUGCUUUAGUAGAAAAAAUCUCCAAGAUCAAAUUACAGCUGCAAGCUCUUCAUCUAUUAAUCAUGCUGCUGCCAGAUGCCAACAGAGAUAUUGCCAAGGCAUUGCUAAAUUUCCUGAAAAAAGUGGUCGCCAAUGAAGAGAAGAACAAAAUGAGUUUAUGGAAUGUGUCUAUGAUUCUAGCACCAAAUUUAUUUAUCUGCAAGGGCAAAAGUGCCAAUCAAGAAGAAAUGAAGGCUGCUGCAUCUACUGCUCAUAUUGUCCGGAUCUUAAUUAGGUACCAAGACAUCUUGUGGACGGUUCCAUCCUUUCUGAUUUCACAAGUGCGGAAAAUGAAUGAGGCGGCUUUGAACAAUAACAAAAAACAGCUUAUUUUUGAUAAAAGCGUAAGAAAGCUGCUACGGAGGAAAACAAUGGAUCGAGAAAGACCUGAAAGGAGAGAGCACUGUGAUGUACCUGAGGGGGUAAUAAGAGUGUACGCUCCACUGCACUCAAAGGUUUCCAUGGCAAUACAGCUGAACAGUCGGACAAAAGCCAAAGACAUUCUGGCAAGAUUUCAGUGUGAAAACAGUUACGGAACACCUGAAAAAACAAAAAUACACUGCCAAAGUUUAUAUGAGAUAGGUGGAAACAUCGGGGAACAUUGCCUAGAUCCAGAUACAUAUAUGUUGGAUGUCUAUCAUGUUAACCCUCAUGCAGAAUGGAUUUUAAAACCAAAAACAAGUUGAGGAUGCUGAGCGUAUAAUAUGUUGACGUUACUUUUUUAUUGAGUAUUGCAAAAUGAAUGCAGUAUAAACUCUGCUAAAGUCAACUAAGGAUUUUGUGGUUUGUAAAAUAAAAGGUACUAUGGAACUAAAACUCUAACCUGUGGAAAAGGACUCUCUCAAUUGAGAAGUGACAUUUUUAUGUUUUUUAUUUUUUUAAAACGCUCUUACUUUUUCCAUGGAUUUGUUUAAAAAACACUACCAGAGAAUAACUGCCAUUACAUGGAAGUUUAUGCCAGGACGAUGUUUGUACCCUGUGAACUUUACCAGUCAUAGCACAAACAUGUAUACAAUUUUACCAGCAGUUUAACUUUGUUACUGUUAAAAAGCUUUACCAAAAAACACCAUGUGGAAAUUAAUGAAAAACAUCAAAACAAUGGAAAAAAUAUAACUAUUGUACUUUUAGUUGUCUAAAAAAAACACUACGUUUGUACAGUUUUAUGUUUAUAUAAUACUUUCUUUUUGAGUAUGUUAUGUCUUUUAGUUGUACACGUUUACGUGUAACUAGUUCUCCAAGCUUUGCUUAAUUUCAGUAUUCAUCUUUAAUUGUAUUAUUUAAAAAAAAUGUGUGUAUGUUUGUGAGUGGGAAAUACCACUUUCAGUUUUAAAGGUCAGAUCAUGUGCCUUUUUCUGUAUUUACAAACUUAUUUUAUAUACAAAGUUACAGCAAUUUUUGGAUAUCAUGACUUUUUUAAGACGCAAUGUGUUUAGUUUUUUUAAUGUCACAUUAAUCUUGUAACUUUAGUCUCAAGAUAAAUAUUUUGCAAAAAAGGAUGUAAGAAUUUGUCUGUUAAAUGCCAACAUUGCCUCAUGACCUUAAAUCAAAUGUUACUAUGGUGACAAAAUUAUUUAGACAUGUAGCGUUUCAAUAGACUCCUAUAGCCAAAAAACAGCUGUCCAGUCACUAUGCAAUAAUCUUACAUUUCCACUUACUGUUAUAGAAAACAUUACAUAAUUCCUGCUCAAAGUCCCUCAGAGCAUCUUAAAGGGACAUUAUACACCCUAUUUUUCUUUGCAUAAAUGUUUUGUAGAUGAUCUAUUUAUAUAGCCCAUACAGCUAUUUUUUUAUUUUUUUUUAAAUGUAUAGUUUUGCUUAAUUUUAAAUAACAUUGCUCUGAUUUUCAGACUCCUAACCAAGCCCCAAAGUUUUAGGAGAAUACUGAGGUAUACUUACUGCAGCUUGCUUCUGUUUGUUUAAAUAGUCUUUUCAUAUGCAGAGGAAGCGGAGGGUGGAGUGUCUGUUAUUUCCCACUGAAAGUGGGUGUUCUAGAUACCUUUUUAACAGAGCUAAACUGGGAGCCUCUAAGUAAGUUUUUAAAUGGUUUUAUACUGGAUUUUUAUAUCCGUAUCUGGGCAUAUUAUUCUUUAUAGUAGUGUCUAUUACAUGCAGUUAUAUAAAAAUUGGUGUAUACUGUCCCUUUAAACUGUUACCUAAGACUAAAUGGUUACAUCUGCUACCUCUUAAUCUCAGAACAUAUUAUCACUGAGAAACAUUUUAAUAAAGUUCUCUCAGUGAAACUAAAGUAUUAUUAUCUUUAUUUGUAGUUCUGCAAUGCUAUACAGGUGGUAAACUAAAUAAAGAUGAGUUAAAAAAGGCAGACUGGUACAGAAGUAUUACAGGGCACUGCUCCCUAGAAAACUUACAGUCUUAGUUACAGAUGAUGAAUAGGUUCACAAAAAAGUCAGGAAAGGGUGAAGUGAUCAGUUGAAGGAGGGAUAACAUCUGUAAAUUAUUUCCCUUGACUUUGAACCUCAUCUGACUUAUACCUUAAAGCAGGAACUUUGAUCUAAACUCCUAGCAAAAUUCAACCUUAAAGGGACAGUAAAGUCAUAAUUAGACAUUCAUGUUUUAGAUAGAGCACACAAUAUUAAACAAUCUACUUCUAUUAUUUAAUUUGCUUCCUUCUCUUGUUAUCCGUUGGUGAAAGGUUUAUCUAGGUAAGCUCAGGAGCAGCAAAGAAACUAUGUUCUAGCUGUUGAUUGGUGGCUGCAUAUGUAUACUAGUUGUCAUUGGCAAAACCAUGUGUUCCGUUAGAAACCAGAAGUGCACUGCUGCUCCUUCAACAAAUGAUACCAAGAGAAUGAAGCAAAUUUGAUAAUAGAAGUAAACUGGAAAGUUGUUUCAAAUGUUAAACUUUUAAAAACUAAAUCAUUAAAGAUUUUGGGGUCCCUUUAACUGGUUUAUCUUUUAUAAAAACAUAAGUCUGACAUAAUAAAUGUAUAAGCAAGUCUCCAAUCAUGACAAGGCUUGCCACUGUAAAUGCCAGAUGGUAUAAAGAUGGUUUGAUUUUCUAAUCACUUUUAAUUCCUAAUGAAUACAGGUUUUUGUGUGGUGCUAACUCCAUUUUCAUUAAAUAAUCUUCUCAGUGCAUAUUAUUGUUCAUCCAAAAUAAACAUAAAGUUCUGUGUGCA
This is a messenger RNA of Bombina bombina (fire-bellied toad), 4787 nucleotides long. RefSeq names its product Rho GTPase activating protein 28 (gene ARHGAP28). Gene Ontology annotation, biological process: negative regulation of stress fiber assembly; regulation of actin filament polymerization; signal transduction. The record is from RefSeq and is a predicted model, not a curated record. Gene Ontology annotation, molecular function: GTPase activator activity. NCBI's taxonomy places the organism in Eukaryota, Metazoa, Chordata, Amphibia, Anura, Bombinatoridae. Gene Ontology annotation, cellular component: cytoplasm.